AUGUCCCAAAGGGUGGAGGACUCAAACGAGGCCCCUACCGAGCGUGAAAGAGAGGUCUAUGCACGGUACGGGACUUUACCCAAGCAAAAUAUCCUCCUACGUUCCCAGGUGAAAGAGCGCAAAUUCUUCGACUCGGGCGAUCUUGCAAUCUCCAAAGCCACUGAUGACUCCAUGACUGGACAUCCACGAACUGGAAAGCAGCAUCCUAUAUCCGGCGAAAUUCCUAAACUCUCGUCACCGAUGCCGGGUGAUAGCAACGUACAGUCGCACGAGGAAACCCCAAAUUUGAGUCCGGAUUUGUCACAACAGCAGCAGUAUCGGAAGAUGGAUGCUAUCAUCAGCUACUUUCACUACCUCCUGGACAGCGCCCUCGCCACCGUCAAGCUAGUCCAAAAUCGUGAGGUCGGCUGGAAGACCCUCAAUCGCAAGACCGGCCGCUAUUCGGCCCAUAGAGUGGUUCGACCGAACGUGGUUGCUGAGGUAUUGGAUUCACGGGAAGACGAUAAGAUUUGGCAAGAAAGAAGGCACUCUGGCCUCUGCUACACUCUGGCCUCUGCUAAGCAGAUAGAAUCCUUCGUCGAGUUCUAUCACAUCAACAUGGAAGAUUUCACGCCCACAGACGUCCAAGCGUACCGCACUUUCGAAGAAUUCUUUGAGCGGCGACACAAGCCAGGCGCCCGUCCAAUCUUCCAAAAGAAUGGCUCCUCUCUCGCCGUCGUUAUCGCGGACUGCCGGCUUGGAGUCUACCCCAGCGUCUCCGAGACUAAAUGGGCUAUGAACAAAAGGACGAAACUUCACCAUCGGUAA
This is a messenger RNA of Exophiala oligosperma, 807 nucleotides long. RefSeq lists its product as uncharacterized. The record is from RefSeq and is a predicted model, not a curated record. NCBI's taxonomy places the organism in Eukaryota, Fungi, Ascomycota, Eurotiomycetes, Chaetothyriales, Herpotrichiellaceae. The transcript is spliced from 5 exons. Bases 1 to 807 code for a protein of 268 amino acids. Gene Ontology annotation, molecular function: phosphatidylserine decarboxylase activity. Gene Ontology annotation, biological process: phospholipid biosynthetic process.